UGUGGCGGCAAUCUUGGCCUUCAAUCAGGAAUAAUAGCCUCGCCAAAUUACCCUCAUAUUUACCCACCUGAUUUGAAAUGUCUCUGGUAUAUUCAUGCACCAACUGGAGAAGUUAUAGAUUUAAGGUAAACGUUUAUUUUAAUUUGGUUCAUAGUUUUCUUCAGAAGUUUUUGAUUGCGAUUUUACACGGCACAUUUUAAAUUUAAAAAAAAAAAAAUAUUGCAAUUUUUAAAAAUAAAAUGAACAUUUGUCAACAUAGUUUUGAAUCUCAAUGUUAGAUCUAAUUUAUUAAAUUAUCUGUAUUUUAGAUUUAGAUUCUUUGACCUGGAAGAAAUGGACUAUGUCAGAAUUUACAAUGGUCAUCGUUUGCUCGAAGAUUCUUGC
Messenger RNA from Lymnaea stagnalis (great pond snail), 384 nucleotides. NCBI's taxonomy places the organism in Eukaryota, Metazoa, Mollusca, Gastropoda, Lymnaeidae. The record is from the annotation of a GenBank genome assembly.